Messenger RNA from Setaria italica (foxtail millet), 672 nucleotides. RefSeq lists its product as uncharacterized. The coding region runs from base 1 to 672 and encodes 223 amino acids. The transcript has a single exon. The record is from RefSeq and is a predicted model, not a curated record. NCBI's taxonomy places the organism in Eukaryota, Viridiplantae, Streptophyta, Magnoliopsida, Poales, Poaceae.
AUGGCUGAGUGUCACUCUACCGCGACUCCCAUUGACACUCAUGCCAAGCUUUCGGCAGACGACAACGCCAAGCUUCAGGACGGCUCUAAGUAUCAGAGUCUUGCUGGGGCUCUUCAGUACCUCACCCUAACUCAACCUGACCUGGGGUAUGCAGUUCAGCAGGUGUGUCUCUUCAUGCAUGACCCGCGCAAGCCCCACAUGGCCCUGAUCAAGUGCAUCCUACGCUAUGUGAAGGGCACGAUCUCCUCUGGACUUCACAUCGGCAUCGGCUCUGUUCAGUCUCUGACUGCCUACUCCAAUGCCGAAUGGGUUGGCUGUCCGGACUCUCGAUGCUCCACCUCUGGCUUCUGCGUCUACCUCGGUGACAAUUUGGUUUCUUGGUCCUCCAAGCGCCAGACCACGGUGUCUCGUUUCAGAGCUGAGGCGGAAUAUCGUGUUGUGGCUCAUGCAGUGGCAGAGUGUUGCUGGCUGCGCCAACUUCUUCAGGAGCUUCAUGUCCUGCUUGCUUCAGCCACUGUUGUCUACUAUGACAAUGUGAGUGCUGUCUAUAUGACAGCCAACCCGAUGCAACAUCGGCGCAUGAAGCACAUCGAGAUUGAUAUUCACUUCGUCCGUGAGAAUAUGGCAUUGGGUGAGGUCCAGGUUCUCCAUGUGUUGUCUGUAACAACCUAG